AUGAUGGACUCAAGCGGAGCUUCACUGCCGUCGGGCCCCGACGCAACGAAGCGGCGCGUGAGCUACUUCUACGAGCCCACCGUCGGCGACUACUACUACGGCCAAGGCCACCCCAUGAAGCCCCACCGCAUCCGCAUGGCCCACAACCUGAUCGUCCACUACGGCCUCCACCGCCGCAUGGAGAUCAACCGCCCCUUCCCCGCCGCCCCCGCCGACAUCAGAAAGUUCCACUCCGACGACUACGUCGACUUCCUCGCCUCCGUCUCCCCCGAAACCCUCUCCGACGCCGUCCACUCCCGCCACCUCAAGCGCUUCAACGUCGGCGAGGACUGCCCCGUCUUCGACGGCCUCUUCGGCUUCUGCCAGGCCUCCUCCGGCGGCUCUAUCGGCGCCGCCGUCAAGCUGAACCGGACCGACUGCGAUAUCGCCAUCAAUUGGGCCGGCGGUCUCCACCAUGCCAAGAAGUCUGAGGCCUCAGGGUUUUGCUACGUCAACGACAUCGUGCUCGGCAUUCUGGAGCUUCUCAAGGUUCACAGGCGUGUUCUUUAUAUAGACAUUGAUGUGCACCACGGAGAUGGAGUUGAGGAGGCAUUUUACACCACUGACAGGGUAAUGACCGUGUCCUUCCAUAAGUUUGGCGAUUUCUUUCCAGGGACUGGGCAUAUCAAGGAUGUCGGAGCAGGGCCUGGGAAAAAUUAUGCCUUGAAUGUCCCACUGAAUGAUGGCAUGGAUGACGAGAAUUUUCGGAGUCUGUUUAGGCCCCUCAUCCAGAAGGUCAUGGAGAUGUAUCAGCCAGAUGCAGUUGUUCUUCAGUGUGGAGCAGAUUCACUGUCUGGUGAUCGGUUGGGGUGCUUCAACUUAUCUGUCAAAGGUCAUGCUGAUUGUCUUCGCUAUCUUCGUUCAUUCAAUGUUCCUUUGAUGGUUUUGGGCGGUGGAGGAUACACGAUCAGGAAUGUUGCUCGUUGCUGGUGCUAUGAGACAGCUGUUGCUGUUGGGGUGGAGCCUGAAAAUAAACUGCCUUACAAUGAAUACUAUGAGUAUUUUGGCCCAGAUUACACUCUACACGUUGACACUUGCAACAUGGAGAACCUAAACACACCCAAAGACAUGGAGAAUAUAAGGAAUACACUGCUGGAGCAACUCUCUAGGUUACCUCAUACACCAAGUGUCCCUUUCCAGACAACACCACCAAUUACAGAAGUCCCAGAGGAGGCAGAAGAGCGCAUGGACCACAGACCAAAGCGUCGCAUUUGGGAUGGCGUGGACUAUGAUUCUGAUCCGGAUGACGAUGAUGAGAAGCCUUGGAAUCCUGCUGGUCUCCGUGGUUUUGAUAUGGGAAUGAGGGAUGAUCCUGAUGAGAUGGAAGAAGAUGAAGAUCAUCCUCCGUGUUGUUAGCUUGGAUUUCUGUAGCUAAUCGUCUUCUUACCCUGUAUCACGUAGACAAGUCUUCCCCAUACCGUAAAACAUUUUAUGAAGGACCGAGCUCAAUUCUCAAGUCAUAUCGAUAUAUUAGAAAGACAUAAAUUUAGAGUAGGCUGUAGGCACAGUUCAAUCGCCCCUUGACUCCUUGUGGUUUGUUACAUUGAGCCCUUAUGUCUGGUAUUACCUUGUGUAAAACCUAAACAGUUUGGUUCACAGAUGAAUAUCAAUACUCACAAUGUGCAGAGUUAACCCUUCUCGUUAUUCUAAAGAUUAGCAUCUUUUAUAGUC
Fragaria vesca subsp. vesca is the source of this 1710-nucleotide messenger RNA. RefSeq names its product histone deacetylase 6-like. Bases 1 to 1395 code for a protein of 464 amino acids. The record is from RefSeq and is a predicted model, not a curated record. Lineage: Eukaryota; Viridiplantae; Streptophyta; Magnoliopsida; Rosales; Rosaceae. The transcript is spliced from 6 exons. Gene Ontology annotation, molecular function: histone deacetylase activity.